Sordaria macrospora k-hell is the source of this 1215-nucleotide messenger RNA. RefSeq lists its product as uncharacterized. The record is from RefSeq and is a predicted model, not a curated record. Lineage: Eukaryota; Fungi; Ascomycota; Sordariomycetes; Sordariales; Sordariaceae. Gene Ontology annotation, cellular component: RAVE complex.
AUGUCUGUGGAAAUCUGGCCACCUAUUGCGCCAGACCACCUGAAAGCCGCCGUCGAGACAUCCCAAAUUUGUGAAGGCUGGGAGCUAAUUGACUCGCCCUUUGUGCGCCCUCCUCCUCGACAGAAACGCGAGCUCGAUUGGCUCGUCCAAGAACUCCGCGAAACCCUCACCAACCUCAAGCAUGGUCUCGAAGACUGCUAUGCGCUGCUUGCGCCGAUAGACCCGGGCAGCACCUUGGUACUCAGCACACCACGAAACGAGAUCGUCAAGGGACACAUCACCCGGGUCGGAACACGGAUAGUCAAGGGCACAAUCCACCUCCGCCUGCGCACCCUCCCUCAACAAACCCUCACCAUAAACCCCAACCACCCAAUCCACCUCGCGCCUCUCGUCACUUUACACACUCUCCUCACACACUCCCUCGACCUUUUGACGAUGACUUUAUCAUUCACCUACCCGACCGAGUCCACCACCAUCACCUCCUCCGCUUCCGCUUCCGCGUCCGCAUCUUCCACAUCCAAAACCAACCCAAGUUCACAACCACCACAACAACCUCAACUUUCCACCGCAGCCUUCCUCUCCUCGCAACUCCGUCUCCUCUCCCAAUCCAUCUCCGAAUCCUGCGCAAUCCUCAAAGGUCCACCAUUAGUAACAGCCGCCGACCCCUCCUGGACCACGCGAUCCAUCGCUCCCUCGCACUUCGUCCCCCCAUUGACGGCCGCCGCGUCAAAUAAUAACCAUAACCACCCUGGAGCAACGCCCAUACCGCCGAUAAGUUUCCAUCUAAGUAUCCAAGAAAGCAGCAUCGUUCUCUGGCUGCGCAGUCUCGAAUCGGCCAACGCCCCUGUUGGUUUCGGGACAAAGCUUGCUUUUGCGAUUGGUACCGCAAGAAGAUUGGAGCAUGAUGAGGCGGAUAGGGUGUUUGGGUUUUGUUGUGCUGGGGAGACACAUACGGCUGGGCCGGGAGGGAGUCCGGGGGGUGUGAUGCCGAGUAGCAGUAGCGGCAAAUCUUCGCAGACUGCGGGUACGGGGUCAAUGGCGGGGAAGAAACCACAACAGUCACAAGUGGAUGUUUAUGUGAGAGAGAAAGUCCGAGUGGAAAGUGCCGAUCCUAGUCUGCUGUCUCUUGCAGCGAAACUAAACGCUUUGGGACACACGUUGGGCUUGGCACGAAGAAAUCUGGCGGCGGUGAUGGGAGAGGAGCUGGAGGAUUAG